This is a messenger RNA of Diaporthe batatas, 1704 nucleotides long. RefSeq lists its product as uncharacterized. The coding region runs from base 1 to 1704 and encodes 567 amino acids. The record is from RefSeq and is a predicted model, not a curated record. The transcript has 3 exons. NCBI's taxonomy places the organism in Eukaryota, Fungi, Ascomycota, Sordariomycetes, Diaporthales, Diaporthaceae.
AUGUUGCCUUCGCUGGCACUUCCUGUUGUCUCCACUCUGCUUCCGCUGAGUGCCGCCUUACAACAUACAGGGCGCCAGAGCCGGCGGGGUGGCAACUCUUCCGACAUACGCCGUGACCUGGCCUUGAAUGUGCCGUUGCGGCUGUAUUCCGUGAAGCGGCCCAUUGACGGGUCAUGGCAAUCCCUCUCCAUCGAGUUCUCCUACAUGGCGGACUACUUUGGGAACCUGACAACACCAAACCAGCUCUCAUACAAUCUUCUGGAGAACCUGCAGAGCCUGUCCGGGUCCCCCAUAAUCAUCCGCGCGGGCGGCUCGACGGCCAACGUGGCAGUCUUCAACGCCAGCCAGGAGCUCGCCGUCGAGAACCACUGGAACGGGUCGACCAACACCGGCCUCGAGGGCGCCCGCACCGACCAGCCCAGCCUGACCAACAUCGGGCCGGCGUGGUUCGAGGCGUUCCUGACGUCGCCCAAGGGCACGCGGUUCAUCUACGACCUCAACUACCGCGACAACAGCUCCGCGGGCGUGGCGUCCACGGUCGACGUGGCGAAGCGCGUGUGGGACACGCUCGGGUCGGAACUGUUGUAUGCCUAUGAGAUCAGCAACGAGAUGGAACGGUGGGGAGGCAGGUAUCGGAGCGACGAGUGGGGGCCGGAGCUGUACACGGAGGAGUACCUCAUGUACACUGAUCUGAUCGAGGAGGCUAUCUGGGGCGGCAGCGAGGACAGUUCUCAGUCCCAGCCGAUCUUCCAGAUGGGCACGUUCAUGGGGAGUGGGAACAAGACCAUCAACACGCCAUGGAACUCGGAGGUUGUGUUGGACCUGGGGAUCAACAGGAAGCAGCAGAUCAGGAGUACUUCGCAGCACGACUACCAUGGCUCCAACUGCGCCUCGACCAAGGAGAUUUCGACGCUGCGGCAGAACCUCCUCAACCACACCAACAUGGCCAACCGCGCGUUUCCCCACCAGCAGAUGGCGCCGUAUGUUGACGGGACGCAUGGCAUAACCUAUGUGAUUGGCGAGACCAACUCCAUCUCAUGCCAAGGUCGCGACGGCGUCUCCAAUGUCUUCGGCACGGCGCUGUGGUAUCUGGACUACACGCUCUUCAUCGCGUCCAACAUCUCGGCGGUAGGGGGCAUGUAUUUCCACAUGGGCACGCCCUACCGCUACAGCCUGUGGGCGCCAUACGAGGGCGCGACCAACCAUAGUGCGCUUGUGCGGCCGUCGUACUACGGCGCGUGGGUCCUGGCUACUGCCAUCGGCAACGGAGAGGUGUCGUCGGGCCAAAACGAGUCGGCCGGGGCCUACUCGCCGUACUACUCGGGCGACGGGGCGCCCAAGAAGGUGGUCCACGCGCUGAUUGCGGAGGAGACGCUGACGGCGUAUGCGCUGUACAGGACAGGACCGUCGCACGCCAUCGACUCGGUCAUCAUCCUGAACCUGGAGCCGUACAACUCGACGGCCAACUACACCCGGCCGUCGAUCAGUGUGACGCUGCCCGAGAGGAUCCAGACGCGUGGGACGGUUCGACGGCUCACGGCGUCCGGGAGCGACGUCAAGGACCUUGGGCAGACGGACAUAACUUUUGCAGGACGGAGCGUGAGCAAGGAAGGGCUCGUCCAGGGGGAGGAGGUGACCGAGACGUGGGCGCCGGGGGAGAGCGUCCUGGUUGGCGACGCUGAGGCGGUGUUGAUCACUUUCUGA